Molecule: messenger RNA, 1272 nt
Organism: Prunus mume (Japanese apricot)
Lineage: Eukaryota; Viridiplantae; Streptophyta; Magnoliopsida; Rosales; Rosaceae
Source: RefSeq, a predicted model, not a curated record
AUGGAUCCUUCUGUGUAUGAGGCUGCAGAAUCGGGUGAUGUUGGUUUUUUCAGAAGAGCUGAUGCAUCAAUUGAUCUUCUCUGUCAGAAAACCCCAGCUCACAACAGUAUUUUUCAUAUUGCAGCUGAAUACAAACAAAUACAUUUCUUCAGAGAUGUCCUAGAUGAUCUAUCUUUGCUGUUUUGGGCUCCCAAUAAGAAGGGCAACACACCUCUCCACGUCGCUGCUAGAGUAGGCUGUGAUGAAAUUGUAAAGCUCCUCAUUGAACACGCAAAGAAACUUGUGCAUAUUCAAGGAGCUGACGAGGAAAGAGGACCGACUAAUGGUGAAGCUAACAAACUACUUCGAAUGACUAAUUUUGAAGAAGAUACAGCAUUGCAUGUUGCUAUCAGAUGCGGUCACGUUGAGGUGGUGAAUUUGUUAAUGGCUGAAGAUCCUGGAUUGUGCUCAUUUGGAGGGAACCUUGAAGCAACUCAACUGUUGAUGCAACGUGCUAGUUCUGUUUCUUACGUCUUGGACAAAUCUGGAAUGUCAGCUCUCCAUGUCGCGGCCUAUGCAGGUCACACCGAUGUAAUGGAACAGAUGAUUCGGUGUCGGCCAGAUAUUUGUGAUUUGGUCAAUCAUUAUGGCCAAACGGCUCUACAUGCUGCAGUUUUAGGUGGACGAACAAAUGUCAUCACGUAUUCACUGAACAUGUCUAAGCUUGCAGUACUAAUAAACGAAGCAGAUGUAGAUGGAAACACUCCGUUGCAUCUGGCUGCCAUCAAGAAAAAUCCUGAAAUUAUAAGAGCGUUGACAGGCGACCCUAGAGUGGACAAGAUUGCUACCAAUAUGAAAUUCUCACAGGCCAACGACAUUUGUCUUAGCCAGAAUAUUGGAGAACAGGAAAUCUUCGGCAGUAGUAGUCCUAGGGCUCUGGACAACCUAGGCAGCUCCGUUGGUCUUCCAUAUUUCAAUGGCGAAAUCAGACGUGAUUUCUGGAAUGUUCCCGAGAAGGAUACCAUUGAAGGCGAGAAAGAACAUGAGCAAAGACGUGGAUCCAGACUCAUGAUAACAACGGUUGUUGCAGGCAUUACAUUUGCAGCAACUUUCGUCGAUACUGGAGCACCAGGAAGAAAUGGAAGAAGAAUAGAGCUUCAAGCGCAAAAACUUGGUGUUGCCAACCCGUUCAGCUUCAAAGCUCACUCGGCUUUCCGUCUCAGCAAUGUUCGUAGCAAGUGUUGCGUGGUUGUCUGCAGCGCAGCACGGAGACACCGAAUUGAGUCUGCUUGA